AUGAUAUAUCGAAGGUGUCUUGUUGGCUGCAGUCUCGAGUUCUUUCUGAUCCAGCUUCAGGUUUUUUUGAUUUCUUCGAAUUCAACUGAACAACCCAGCAGACCUCGCCCAGCAAUGUUGAGAGCUUUAAAUUUCACAGCAAGGCGCCAUGUCUUCAGACCGGCUUCCAGGUUCCCGCAAAUGACAACAAGGUCGUUAGCUACGGGAUUUGAUUCGUUUCUGCAGACAAACAACGCAAAUUACAUAGAUGAGAUGUACCAGGCCUGGAAACAGGACCCCAAGUCCGUCCAUGUUUCGUGGGAUGCUUACUUCAAGAACAUGGACAAUGCCAGCAUCAGUCCUGCCAGCGCCUUUGUUGCUCCCCCAACACUGGUUCCCCAGCCAGCUGGAGGAAUCCCACAAUUGACCCAGACUCCCCCAGGGAUGAACGAGGACGUUUUGACUCACAUGAAGGCUCAGCUUCUGGUCCGUGCAUACCAAGUCAGAGGUCACUUGAAGGCCCAUAUAGAUCCUUUGGGAAUCUCCUAUGGUGACGACAAGUCUAAGCCUUUGCCCAAAGAGCUCUCUUUGGAGUACUACGGAUUCACCGAGGCUGACCUUGGCAGAGAGCUCACUCUUGGUCCGGGAAUUUUGCCCCGUUUUGCUAUUAACGGCAAGACCACAAUGACCUUGAAGGAAAUCAUCGACACCUGCGAGAAGAUCUACUGCUCCACAUACGGUAUUGAGUAUGUCCACAUUCCUUCCAGAGAGAAAUGUGACUGGCUCAGAGAGAGAAUCGAGAUCCCACAACCUUACCAGUUCUCGGUUGACCAAAAAAGACAGAUUUUGGACAGAGUUAUCUGGUCUUGUUCUUUCGAGAACUUCCUGUCCACCAAGUUUCCAAACGACAAGAGAUUUGGUAUGGAAGGUGCUGAGUCCGUUGUUCCUGGUAUGAAGUCUUUGAUCGACACCUCUGUUGAUCUCGGUAUUGAAGAUAUCAUCAUCGGUAUGCCACAUCGUGGUAGAUUGAACAUGCUUUCGAACGUUGUUAGAAAGCCAAAUGAGUCUAUCUUCUCCGAGUUCACUGGUUCCAAAGAGUUUGACGAAGGUUCUGGUGAUGUCAAGUACCAUUUGGGUAUGAACUACGUUCGUCCAACAACUUCCGGUAAGACUGUCAACCUUUCGUUGGUUGCCAACCCAUCCCAUUUGGAGGCUGAGGACCCUGUCGUUCUCGGUAGAGCUCGUGCUGUUCAGCACUACAAGAACGACGUCGGUGAGUUCAAGAAGGCCAUGGGUAUCCUUUUGCACGGUGAUGCUGCUUUCGCAGCCCAAGGUGUUGUCUACGAGACCAUGGGUUUCUCACAUCUGCCAGCAUACUCCACUGGUGGUACCGUCCACGUGAUUGUGAAUAACCAGAUUGGUUUCACCACUGAUCCAAGGUUUGCGCGUUCCACUCCAUACCCAUCGGAUAUUGCCAAGUCUAUAGAGGCACCUAUCUUCCACGUGAAUGCUGAUGACGUCGAAAGCGUUAUCUACAUGUUCAACCUCGCUGCCGAGUGGAGGGCUACUUUCCACUCUGAUGUCAUUCUCGAUGUUGUGGGAUACCGUAAAUACGGUCACAAUGAGACUGACCAGCCAUCUUUCACCCAGCCUCUGAUGUACCAGAAGAUUGCUGAGAAGAAGCAGGUUUUGGAUAUCUACGUUGAAAAGCUUCUGGAAGAGGGUUCCUUCACCAAGGAGGACAUUGACGAGCACAAGAAAUGGGUUUGGGACACAUUGGAGGAGUCUUUUGGCAAAUCCAAGGAGUAUAAGCCAACCUCCAGAGAGUGGUUGACUACUCCAUGGGAAGGCUUUAAGUCGCCAAAGGAGUUGGCCACCGAGGUUUUGCCUCAUCUUCCAACUGCCAUUGACGUUGACACUGCUAAGCACAUUGGUAAGUCCAUUUCUUCAUGGCCCGAGAACUUCGAGGUGCACCGUAACCUCAAGCGUAUUUUGGGCGCCAGAUGGAAGGCUAUCGAUUCUGGUUCUGGAAUCGACAUGUCCACCGGUGAGGCUCUUGCUUUUGGUUCGUUGGCUAUGGAAGGUUACCACGUUAGAGUCUCCGGACAAGAUGUUGAGAGAGGUACUUUCUCGCAACGUCACGCUGUUUUGCACGACCAACAGUCUGAGGCCACUUACACUCCUCUGAAAAACCUUUCCACGGAACAGGGUGCUUUUGACAUCUCCAACUCUUCCCUUUCUGAGUAUGGUGUCAUGGGUUUCGAAUACGGAUACUCUUUGACUUCGCCAGAUGCCUUGGUCAUGUGGGAGGCCCAAUUCGGAGACUUUGCCAACACUGCCCAGGUCAUUGUUGACCAGUUCAUUAGUGCUGGUGAGUCUAAGUGGAAGCAACGUUCCGGCCUUGUUUUGUCUCUGCCUCAUGGUUACGACGGUCAAGGUCCUGAACAUUCCUCGGGCCGUUUGGAAAGAUACCUGCUGCUCUGUAACGAGGAUCCAAGAUUCUUCCCAUCUCCAGAGAAGUUGGACCGUCAACACCAGGACUGUAAUAUGCAAGUCGCCUACCCAUCCACUCCAGCCUCCAUAUUUCAUCUCUUGAGACGUCAAAUGCACCGUCAAUUCAGAAAGCCUUUGAUUAUGUUCUUCUCCAAGUCUUUGCUGCGUCACCCAUUGGCUAGAUCCAGCUUGGAUGAGUUUGUCGGUGAUUCGCACUUCCAAUGGAUCAUCGAGGAUGUUGAGCUCGGAAAGUCAAUCAACGAGAGGGAGGGAAUCGAGCGCCUUGUCCUGUGUUCCGGUCAAGUUUACACUGCCUUGCACAAGAAGCGUGCCUCGCUGGAAGACAAGACUACUGCUUUCAUCAAGGUGGAACAACUGCACCCAUUCCCAUUCGAACAGCUGCGCGAAUCGUUCAACUCUUUCCCUAACCUGAAGGACAUUGUUUGGUGCCAGGAAGAGCCAUUGAACAUGGGUGCUUUCUCUUAUGUUCAACCAAGAAUCUCCACUGUCCUGAAACAAACAGACAACUACAAGGAUGCCGACUUUAGAUAUGCUGGUCGUGACCCAUCUGCCUCGGUUGCUGCUGGUUCUAAGAGCAUGCAUUUGGCUGAGGAGGAUGCUUUCCUUAACGAUGUUUUCCAAUCCUGA
Messenger RNA from Kuraishia capsulata CBS 1993, 3120 nucleotides. RefSeq lists its product as uncharacterized. Lineage: Eukaryota; Fungi; Ascomycota; Pichiomycetes; Pichiales; Pichiaceae. Gene Ontology annotation, biological process: tricarboxylic acid cycle. Gene Ontology annotation, cellular component: oxoglutarate dehydrogenase complex; mitochondrion. Bases 1 to 3120 code for a protein of 1039 amino acids. Gene Ontology annotation, molecular function: thiamine pyrophosphate binding; oxoglutarate dehydrogenase (succinyl-transferring) activity. The transcript has a single exon. The record is from RefSeq and is a predicted model, not a curated record.